Molecule: messenger RNA, 3047 nt
Organism: Toxorhynchites rutilus septentrionalis
Lineage: Eukaryota; Metazoa; Arthropoda; Insecta; Diptera; Culicidae
Product: O-acyltransferase like protein-like
Exons: 10
Coding region: 576-2990 (804 amino acids)
Molecular function (GO): acyltransferase activity, transferring groups other than amino-acyl groups
Source: RefSeq, a predicted model, not a curated record
CUGGAAUGAAUGCGGUUACGGGCGGCGUCGACGCGGGGUGGCUUAUGACAGUGGAGGCAAAUAGUCAUAUGCUUUGAAUAUCAACUAGAAUCGAAUUGCGCUAGGCCUCUUCUUGUAUGUGCCUCGAGCGCGAUCGCGCGCAUUCGCUUAGAUCGGCCGCGACUACUAGGGACCAGAAAUAUGUAGUCACAUGGACGGUAUCAAAACCGCGUCAGUCUCUAUCGAGCUGUGGAACGGAAUACGUUCCCUAGGUCGGGGGUGUGUGAAAAAUCGCGUCUGCGAGUGUGUGCUGUUCUAAGUUCUCGGGAAAAUCAGUCAACCCUCGGAAGGAUUUUCGCCGAGUCACGUCGCUGAAGCUGAAGAAAAACAAGCUUGUGGGUGCAUUGAAAGUGAAACACUGAUAUGUAGGUGUGAUGUGACAAUAUAAGAAAAGUUUCUAAGAAGAAUGAAACAAAAAUUUCAUGCAUUACCGCAUCUGUGAUAAUCAGCUGUGCUGAGCUAGUUCUGACUACGAGCGCCUCAUCCUGUGAAAUAAGUAUCAAGUGUUGCCCACUUAUAGAUGAAGUCAUUUGAAAAUGUAUGUUGAUCUAGUGAUUGGUGUUCUGGGCCUGGCAGCAGUCUGUUCGGCAACGUUUAGCGACAAGCGCCAACAGUGUGAUACUUUGUUAAAAUCAUGUGCUCUGGAAGAACAUGGAACGAUCAAAAGUAGGGAACGGAGUCGAAACCCUCUCAACAUGUCAGUGCUGGAGUGGAGCACACCGCUACUGGUGAGGAACACAACAGUGAAAAGUGAAAACUCGAGCGAAUUCGAUGAAUACCUACAACACAAAAUAAAGACAGAGUUUGUAACGGCGACGAACCUGAUCGAUGAGGACAAAAUAGAAAUUAGUGCUGAGGAAGCAGCAUUCGUCUCCACGCUAAGUCAAAAGUUUUUCUCAAUCCACUCACCAUUCAACCCGGCCUACAGUGAACACGUGUCCCAAGAAUGCAAACGUGCCUCCAAAGCGUACCUGCACUCCCUUGGCGCGCUAGAGAUGUGGGCCCUCAGAAUGCACGACGCCAGCGGGAAGCUCACCUCCGGAGUACUCAACGGAAACAUUAACCAGUUUGGUGAUUACGAUCAGUGUCUCAGCGUCCGCAGCAGGAGCAGCAGCGGAACCGACGAUGACGCACUCCAGGGUCGCUACUGCCUGGCCGGGAUACAACCGUCUGUCAUGCCCGGUUCGAUGCUUCUGCAGCAUGUGUUCAACUUGGCGCAAUCGCACGGGAUGCUCAAAAGUCAGCUGGAUGAUCCAGGUCACCGAGUACCCCGCUUCUCCACCAUAAACUGGGCACUGUGUGUUCCCUCCGCAUGUUCUCCGAAGGACAUCCAUCUAUCACUGGCAGCGUUUCUUAAGGACUACACCAAAGGCACAGGCCUGCAGCUGGAGGUGAACGUCGAACCCGAGCUUUGCGGAGUGAAGAACGACGUUUGGGACCGCUAUUACACACCAUCUACACCGAAGGUUUGGAUCGGAUUCAUUGCAUACCUCGCGGUUGUACUGGUAUCUACACUCUACGAGUGGAAAUCGGAAACAAAAAAUCAAUGGUUGACAUCAUUUUCGCUGAUACGAAACACUCGCACAAUAUUCUGCGUCAGGGAAGAUCCCAACGAUGUUGCUUGUAUCCACGGAAUACGAUUCCUCAAUGCACUCCUCCUAAUCAUAGCUCACAAGUCGAUGGCGCUGUUCUUCAAUCCGUACACGAAUCGAACCGAUAUGAGCGAGACCCUAGGUCAACCGUGGACUGUCGUUGGGCGAGCUGCAUCCAUCUUCACCGAUCCGUUCAUCAUGUUCAGUGGGUUUCUCACGACCUACACCCAGGUCGGUCGAUUGCUGCGGGGCCAACGAGUGAAACUCUACCAGGAAUACCUCGGAAGAAUCCUCCGGAUAGCGCCACCACUCGGUGCCCUGAUUCUGUUCUGUACCUUCGUGCUGCCUUUCCUGGGCAGUGGACCACAGUGGAAUCUAGUGGUCACCAAUCAUGGCGACAUUUGCAAGAAAUAUUGGUGGCGUAACAUGCUGUUCAUCCACAAUUAUUUUGGAUUUAAAAAUAUGUGCCUCACACACACACACCACAUCGGAAUCGAUACGGAGCUCUUCCUAGCAUCGCCGCUUUUUAUAUGGCUCAUUUGGAAGUACCCCCGAAGGGGUAGCUGUGCGCUGAUAAUUCUAGCACUGGUAACCACAGUACACAGAUUCUUCGUGACCUACGAGCUGCGACUGGCGAAUUAUGUGUAUUUUGGCACUUCGGUCAAGCAACUGUUCGACACGGCGGACUACAUGUACAUCCUGCCGUACUAUCGACUCACCGUUUAUCUAAUGGGUGUCAUACUGGGCUACGCGUGCCGGACCUACAAAUCUUUACGUCUAACGCCGAACCAACUUCGGCUCGGAUGGUACGUCAGCAGUUUCCUGAUGGUGCUGGCGUUUUUCGGUCCCGCUCCGAUGGGUUCGUUGGGGUACGUGUAUGACCCACUGCAUGCCGCUAACUAUGCUGCCUUCUCACCCAUCGCGUGGUGUAUAUUCUUCGCGUGGGCCGUGUUCACUUCGCAUCUAGGCUAUAGAAAUACACUCACAGACCUGUUCUCCUGGAGAGGAUUUCGGGUGACAACGAAAAUAUCAUACGCGGUCUAUUUGACGCAAUUUCCCAUCUUCUUUUACAACGUUGGAAGAGUCCGGAAUGCGCUACAUUACAACUUCAUCACGUCGGUUCUGCUGGACCUGAAUGAAUACAUCGUAAUAUUCGGGGCAUCAUACCUUCUGACGGUGCUGUUCGAGACACCCUUCGGCAACAUCAAGAAGCUCCUCUUCGACAGCAAAAAACCUAAAAUAUCCCAAAGAUCAUUGCCUUCCAACCAGGAAGACCCAAAAGAUACAUUCGACAUCAACGAGAAUAGCAGUAAAACAAUUGUAUAUCCCUCAAAUGAAACCAAGGAUUUGAAGGACUGAUGAAUUAGAGCUUAGAAGAUUCAUAACAAAUUUGGCUUGUGGAUUUAUGUAAAAAAA